Molecule: messenger RNA, 2030 nt
Organism: Osmia bicornis bicornis
Lineage: Eukaryota; Metazoa; Arthropoda; Insecta; Hymenoptera; Megachilidae
Product: AN1-type zinc finger protein 2A-like
Exons: 3
Coding region: 353-982 (209 amino acids)
Biological process (GO): protein targeting to ER; proteasome-mediated ubiquitin-dependent protein catabolic process
Cellular component (GO): endoplasmic reticulum; cytoplasm
Molecular function (GO): zinc ion binding
Source: RefSeq, a predicted model, not a curated record
UCGACAUACUUGAAAGCAAUGUCAUGAUUAAUUUGCGUUAUUCUCUAAAUGACGCGAUUAUUCCGUCCGUUUCGUAAGUUUGCUAGUUUUAUAUUCGCCUGAAAUUUUACAAGUCAGUCAUUCGUGCCAAUUCAAAGUGUACUUUUAAAUCUUAGAAGAGGAACAUACUAUUUGAAAUACAAAUCUUUUUCAUAGACUUUGUGAACUUUAAUAAUGCAAUAAAAACAUCAAAUGAUUCAGCAGAGCGUUUGUUUUACAGUGAUACAUGGUAUAAAUGAAAUGUUAAUUUUCAUUUGCCAGACACAUUUUAAUAAAUUUGCUUCAACGUGACUCAAGAUUGCUCUUGUCAAAAAUGGAAUUCCCAAACUUAGGUGAACACUGCUCUGAAAAGAGCUGCAAUCGAUUGGACUUUUUACCUGUAAAAUGUGAUGCAUGUUCAGGAAUAUUUUGUGCAGAACAUAUGUCAUACACUGACCAUAGCUGUCCAAGUGCUUAUAAAAAAGAUAUACAGGUUCCAGUAUGUCCUCUUUGCAAUACACCAGUACCUACAAAACGUGGGGAUCCUCCGGAUAUAGCAGUGGGGCAACAUAUGGAUAAUGAAUGCCAAUCGGAUUUAAGAAAACCUAGGCAAAAAAUUUUCUCCAAUAGAUGUUCAUCUAAGGGUUGCAAAAUUAAAGAAAUUGUUCAAAUACGUUGUUCCGAUUGCGGUAAAAAUUUCUGUCUUAAACAUAGACAUCCGACGGAUCACGCGUGUGUAGGCCAAGAAGAAGCUACUCGAAGAAAAAGAUUGGAUGCGCUCGAUAACAAUGUGAAAGUAAAUAGAAGAAAUGGUGAAAUAUUUAAAACCUAUCAGGGUAGUAUGAGCGAAGACGAAGCACUCGCUAGAGCUCUCCAGGCUUCCCUACAAGAAGAAGAUACUGCUAGGCGACGAACUGUCGAAACUGUUCCUUCUGAAAAUAGAGAUAGGUGUAGACUUUCAUAAAAUCUUCACACAAAUUUUUAUAAACGUUGCAAGGUACGUUCUUUAACCGCACAAACAUAGAGAAAUAAUUAUAUCUUUUAGAGAUUUCGAUCUUCUGCUUAAAAAACAGUUUAAUGCUACUCAAUUAGCAUAUUGAAAAGUCAUGACUUACCUUGUAACUUCACCUUUCUAUUUCCUCACCUUAAAAUACUCUGUUCACAUAAACUCUUAGAGAUUUUAUUAUGUACUUCUAGAAAUUCUAUAGAUCUACAGGUGAUAUACAUUACAUUAUCAUUUUAAGUUAUUUUUACAGGGUUUGAUGAAACCUUUAAAAAUUAGGGAGACUUAAAUUAUUUUUGUUAUUUUUGUUUUAAGUUUGGUUUAAAGCAUGUUACUGAAAGUACUACUUUUUAAUGAUAAAGCAAAUAGGAAGGGUUCUAAAGGUUGUGCUUGCACAAGGAUAAUGGUUUUAUCAAUAAAAGCUAAUCAUUUUAAAUUUUAAAUCAUAGUCUAAUUAAUAAAAUAAUAAUCUGUUAUUAUAAGAAAUUGUUAAAAAUCCUAUAAAAUAAUUGUAGAAGAUUAGCAUUUAUUGAAUUUUACUUUAAUACCAUAGUAAAUUUGAUUAGAAGCAAGUAAUAUAAAAGUAAUUAUAGUUAUAAAAUUCACAAAUAUAUCCUGUACUUAUUCUUAUUCUAUACUUUUAUUAUACUUAAUAUUGAAGUUAAUGUACAUACAAUAUAGCUGACAUAUCAAUGUAACCAGCAAUUUACAUAUUUUAUACUUUUUUAACAAGUACGUAUAGUAACAGUGUCUACCUUUUUUGUUAUAUAAAUAUUUUCUCUCAAUUUCUUGGAUUUUUUUAGUAUAGCAAAUACUUAAAGUAUGUGUAGUAUUGAAAUUAUAAAUUAUUCCAUAUUUAUAUAGUAUUAUAUCUAAUUCAAAUAUAUGCUCUAUUUCUUUAAUUAUUUAAUUUAAAAGAAGAAUUACAUUUUGUUAUUUUAUUGUUUAAGGUUUUAAAAAUAACUUUUAUCUAUUUUUAGAAUCACCUAUUUAUUCAGUUCACUUUAAA